Messenger RNA from Scomber scombrus (Atlantic mackerel), 2539 nucleotides. It is a transcript of the gene acad9, whose product is annotated as acyl-CoA dehydrogenase family, member 9. The coding region runs from base 49 to 1944 and encodes 631 amino acids. The record is from RefSeq and is a predicted model, not a curated record. The transcript has 18 exons. Gene Ontology annotation, molecular function: acyl-CoA dehydrogenase activity; flavin adenine dinucleotide binding. NCBI's taxonomy places the organism in Eukaryota, Metazoa, Chordata, Actinopteri, Scombriformes, Scombridae.
GAAAGGUAGCCCAGUUGUGUUUGCCAGACAAAAACUAACACCGGCAGAAUGAUGAACGUCAACAGAUUUGUCUCCUUGUCCAAGUCUCUUCAGGUGGGGAAGAGGAUAAUGGUGUGUAACACGACACACACUGUGAGAGAAGAACUCAGUCUGCAGCAGCGGAGGUGUUUUAAAACUCAGACCAGACAGCUCGCUUAUGCCAAGGAUCUGUUCCUGGGUCAGGUGAACAAGGCUGAGGUCUUCCCUUAUCCAGAAAUUGGAAAUGAAGAAGUGGACGAGAUCAACCAGCUUGUUGCACCAGUGGAAAAAUUCUUCAGUGAAGAAGUUGACUCAUCGAGGAUUGACCGGGAAGCCAAAAUCCCUCCAGAGACUUUGAAUGGGUUGAAAGAGCUUGGGCUGUUUGGAGUCCAGAUUCCUGAAGAGUAUGGGGGUCUCGGAUUGUCCAACACCAUGUAUGCACGACUGGCAGAGAUCACCUCAUUAGAUGGCUCUAUUGCUGUAACACUGGCUGCCCAUCAGGCCAUUGGACUAAAGGGGAUUCUGAUUGCAGGGAGUGAAGCACAGAAGCAGAAGUAUUUGCCCAAAUUGGCCUCAGGAGAACACAUAGCAGCUUUCUGUCUGACAGAGCCUGGAAGUGGAAGCGAUGCAGCCUCUAUUCAGACCCGAGCAACGCUGUCAGAAGACGGAAAACAUUACCUGAUCAACGGAUCGAAGAUUUGGAUUUCAAACGGAGGGAUGGCUGAUAUUAUGACGGUGUUUGCGAGGUCAGAGGUGGUUGUAGAUGGCGUGAAGAAAGAUAAGAUCUCUGCCUUUAUCGUGGAGAGGGCUUUCGGGGGAAUCACUAGUGGCAAGCCUGAGGACAAACUUGGCAUCCGGGGCUCCAACACUUGUGAAGUAUCCUAUGAGAACGUCCCAGUGCCACUGGAGAAUGUAAUUGGAGAAAUAGGUGGUGGAUUCAAGAUUGCCAUGAACAUCCUCAACUCAGGGAGAUUCAGUAUGGGUAGUUCUUCUGCUGGAAUGAUAAAAAAGCUGAUAGAGUUGACCGCUGAGUAUGCUGCAACCAGGAAGCAGUUUAACAAAAGCCUGAGUGAAUUUGGUAUGAUUCAGGAGAAGUUUGCAUUGAUGACCAUUAAUGCAUUUGUGAUGGAGAGCAUGGCAUACCUGACAGCAGGAAUGAUGGACAAACCAGGACUUCCAGACUGUUCCGUAGAGGCCGCCAUGGUCAAGGUGUUCAGCUCAGAGGGAGGUUGGAUUUGUGUGAGUGAAGCUCUUCAGGUCCUCGGAGGUCUGGGUUAUACAAAGAACUACCCCUUCGAGCGCUACGUCAGGGACUGUCGCAUCCUGCCUAUCUUUGAGGGGACCAAUGAAAUUUUGAGGAUGUACAUCGCUCUCACUGGAAUGCAAUAUGCUGGAAAAGUCCUCACAGGGAAAAUAAAGGAGAUGAAGAAGGGAAAUAUUGGUCUGGCUAUGGGCAUGUUAAGCAAGAAAUUGAAGAGCUCAUUGGGAGGUUCAGUGGACUAUGGCUUGACAGGAAAAGAUGGAGUGGUUCAUCCCAGCCUGGCGGAGAGUGCAAAGAAAUUUGAACAGAACGCGAACUCCUUUGGAUCGACUGUGGAGAGCCUGCUGUACAGAUAUGGAAAGACGAUAGUGGAUGAACAGCUCGUCCUGAAGAGAGUAGCAGAUGUGCUGAUCAACCUCUACGCAAUGACAGCCGUCCUGUCCAGAGCCAGCCGCUCCAUCAGCAUUGGCCUCAGGAAUCACGACCACGAGGUGCUGCUGGCAAACACCUUCUGCAGCGACGUUCACUUCAAGAACAAUUACUUGAUGACUCAGUUGCAAAAACACUCUCCUGAGAACAACGAUGCCAGCAUCAAGAAGAUCGCCAAGGAGGUCUUGGACAACAGAGCUUACAUCUGCUCUCACCCUCUAGAAAGAACAUACUGAGCUUGCUCCACAUCUGAAUAUAAUACAGUGACUCCUCUAUUCUGAUUGGACGGUACAGGCAGGUCCAAUCCACAGUGAUUUGUAUCAGCACUAACUUUGAAAGCAGUCCAUUUUUAACAUUAUUUGUACAGUUGAUCAAUAAAUUAAAGGAUUAGUCCUUGUAUUAUAUCAGACAUGGCUUCAAAGAUAGAAAUGAUUGGAUAAUGAGAUUUAAUAUGAAGUUUUAUCCAAAGUGCUCCUUAUCUUCAGAACUGUAAUGAAAUAUUGCACAACCACAUCAUGUGAUACUGAUGCUAGUUUUAUUGCUUGUGAGGCUAUUUGGUAUACAAAGGACAGUCUUUGUGGAUUUUGGCUUCUACAAUGUUCCUGAAGGGCUGGACGGUUGACGAGCGUGUCUUCAUAUCGGGGGCACGCUCCCGAAAAGUGAAGAUGCUCUUUUCCUCAUCCGUCAGAGGUGAUGCCGUCCGCUUGUAAAGGAAUGAGUGCUGCUUGCAGAAUGCCCUGUAAGAAGCAGUGGAACACAUCAGGUCAAAGCAAAAAUAAUGCAGCUUUACUUUUCUUUCUCUAAUUUCUUUUAAAUAAAGGUUUAACUUGA